Molecule: messenger RNA, 909 nt
Organism: Talaromyces amestolkiae
Lineage: Eukaryota; Fungi; Ascomycota; Eurotiomycetes; Eurotiales; Trichocomaceae
Exons: 3
Coding region: 1-909 (302 amino acids)
Molecular function (GO): oxidoreductase activity
Source: RefSeq, a predicted model, not a curated record
AUGUCAACUCCUUUAACAAAUGUUGUCUUGAUUGGUGGCAGUGGAACUGUUGGCAAAAUCAUUCUUGAGGCACUUCUCAAGUCCCCUGACAUUAAUGUAACAGUGAUUUCUCGGGACACUAGCAAUGCCACUUUCCCCUCGCAAGUCACCGUACAUAGAACAGACUUUUCCCACUCGGGCUUGUUUUCCGCUUUCAAGGGCCAAGAUGUUGUCAUUUCCGCAGUAGGUGCGACUGCGUUUACUGAGCAAAAGAAGUUCAUUGAAGCGGCAGUCCAUGCUGGCGUCAAGAGGUUCAUACCGUCCGAGUUCUCUUCAAAUACUCUCAAUGAAUCUGUUCGUCAGAUGCUGCCCUUAUUCAACCAAAAAAAAGAGGUUCUUGACUAUCUCAAGUCCAAAGAGUCAGUUGGCCUGACUUGGACCGGCAUUGCAACUGCUCUGCUGUUUGAUUGGGGGUUGACAAGUGGAUUUCUUGGCUACGACAUACCUAACCGGACCGCAACAAUCUGGGACGGAGGAGACAAGCGUUUUACGCUUGUCAAUGAAAGGGAACUCGGCCAGUCAGUUGUCUCGGUCUUGAAACACCCUCAAGAAACGGCCAACAAAUACCUCUACGUUACUUCAGUCGAAGUUACACAAAAUGAGAUACUGCGGGCCCUUAAAGAAGAAACCGACUCAAAAUGGAAAGUAAUUCAUACAACAUCAGAUGCCCAAAAAAAGGAGGCUUUCAAAAGGCUUAGUAAUGGAGACUUCAGCGGCGGUUUAAUCCUUGUUCGUGGUACAAGCUACGCCAAUGACCCUGCUCUUCACGCCAAUUAUGCCACAGAUGAAAAAUUAUCGAAUGAUCUAUUAGGGUUGGAGCCCGAAAGUGUGAAGCAGACCAUUAAACGAGUGCUAAGCAAGCGUGAAUAA